Molecule: messenger RNA, 454 nt
Organism: Saccostrea cuccullata (small rock oyster)
Lineage: Eukaryota; Metazoa; Mollusca; Bivalvia; Ostreida; Ostreidae
Exons: 3
Coding region: 32-454 (140 amino acids)
Source: RefSeq, a predicted model, not a curated record
CAGCGUAAUUCUGGACAACAGCAAUUUAAUUAUGCCUUCAUCAGUCAGUCUGAGUUCAGUCUUCUCUAAUGGCUACCCACCACAUCUCCCCUCGUACGCCGUGGACAACAUUACGGACUGUGACUACACUAACGUGGCCGCCUCCCAGAGGGAGAAGAACCCCUGGUUACAGGCAGAUCUAGGGACCGUACUAGAUGUUCAGCAGGUCCUGGUGUAUGCCAGGCCUGAUGGUUUCGAACCGGGAAGGACCCACAAUCUUCUAAUAACAGUUGCUGAUAAUGAAAAGAAUCACACCUGUGGUUUCUAUCCAGGACCAACGGACCUGGGUGACCGUAUUCUUAUUCUCUGUAACUCCCUCACUAGAGGGCGCUAUGUAACCUUGACUAUCCAAUCCAGCCCUGGUGAAAAGGAUAUUUUGCAAAUUUGUGAAAUCAAGAUCCAUGGGAGGCAAUAG